UGUAUUUACCGGUACCUACCUAUUAAAAAACAAUAACUUUUAAAGUAACUUAACAACAAUGCAUUAAAUUAUCGCUGUCGUUUUAUGAAUUUUUGUUUUAAAAAUCAGUAUAAAAGUUUAAUUUUUUUAUUUUCUAGUGUACUCUGUACACGUUUUAUUGGCUGUUGGAUUUAAAAACCUACCCAUUUCGUUUGCAAGACAAAUUGUAUUACUAAACAUGUUUGGUUUUAUUAAAAUACCAUUCAUAAAUUCUGAAAACAGAAACGACAGUCCAUUUUUAUGCAACCAGAUCAAACUACUCGGUCAUUGUAAAAAAACGUGUGGUAAUCGUCACGAAGUGUCCAAAGUUCUCGACAGUAAUUCGGUUAACAUUCCAAAUAGUUGUUUUGUCACUAUGAAACUAUUGAAAGUUAACUCAGCAUCUAACUUUUGUGGAAGAAUUUCCAAAUACAGCACUGUCAAUGAUCCGACCAAAGAAAGUCAUUGGGUCGAAAUGUGUAAUACCUUCAACGCCGUAAAAGAAGAUCUAAAACUCAUCGCUUCAGAUAGUAAAACUUUAUGUAGUCAUCCCAAAAUCGGGGACAUGGUUAUGGUCGAUCAAGAAGAACUGUACAGAGCGAUUGUUUUGGAUAUUAGCGGGUGGUUUUCUCAGAAACUCAGUGUCAAACUAAUCGAUACAGGAAGUGUAGCCGAAGUUCAUACCUCUAAAGUAUUUGUACUACCUAACCACCUGAAAGAUAUCUGUCCAGCAGUUUUUGAAGUAUGCAUGUCUUCCGUUAAACCUAUAGGUGCCGCAGACGAUUGGCCAGUUACCACGACGGCCCUAACUCGGAGUCUUUUGGAACCGGCUAUCUUAGAAGAAUUAGAGUUUAUCGGCAAAGUGGAAUUUGUGAUGGGCUCUACCUUAUGGAUUAGCUGGCUGUUGGUAAAAAAAUGUAAAAAAUGUUCUCAUUUUGCAUGCAAACUGUACAAUAACUCGAUAUUGCUGCCACGAGAAUUGAUCGACCGUAACUUAGCUGAAGUCAAUACCGAUCUCAUCGAUAACCUGAUAGGUUUGUGUAAAGCUGCCGAUAUGUGGCAAGAACAACCUUCAAAAACUAUCGUCAUAAAGAAAGCUUUAUUAUUUUCAACUGAAGAUAAAAUCACGACCAGCGAAAUAACGCAACCCCAAUGGGCUCACUUGUCCGACGGAGAAAUUUAUACAGUCGACAGAAAUUAUGUCGAACAUACAAAAUGCUUUCUAGUGCGCAACUGUAAAUUUAUCGAUAGAGUUAAGAUUCUAGAGGAAGAUAUAAAUAAGUUCAUCGAUGGAGAAAAAACAGAAAAAUUGACCGACGUCGCAGUGGGCACGGUUUGUUUAGCCAGAGCCCCCGAGGGUGAACAUUUCAAUCGUGUUCUAAUCAAAGAAGUAAACGAUCAAUACGCUACCGUGCUGUACCUGGACUACGGCGAUUUGUGUUUGAUCAGCAUUCACACUUUGUUAGCUAUACCUACGAAUUUGAUUUCUCAGUUGCCAUUUCAAGUAAUCGAAUGCGGUUUAAGUGGUUUUAAAAAUGUUUUUCAAAAUAACUCAGCCGACGAGGAAAUUAUCAAUCAUUUCUUAAGUAUCACUGAUAAUGAAAUAUAUUUAAAAGUCCUUUCUUAUUCAACAGAUUCGAAAUUGACCAACGGCAGCCAUUACGAAGUCGUAUUGUUUAAUAAAAAUCUAAACGUCAAUGUUGAAUUGGCCAAUGUUUUUCAAUAUUACAUCGACGACGUUCAAAUAAAAAAUAUUUUAGAUGCAGACUUCCAGUGUCCUGAGAGUAUAGAUGACGAGGACUACGAUGACGAUUACGAUGACGAUAUUGAUGCUCAAUGUCGUCUAUUGGAAAGUUUAUUUAAAACAUCCACUGAAGAAGCUAAAGAAAGCCCAAAAGACCUAGAACAACCGAUUUCGACGAAUAACGAGCAUACCCUUGUCAAUGGUUCGAAUAAAGAACAAGUAGUUAAAAAAAACGAUAUCAGCAUAAAUAAAUUUAAAUACUGCCAAAAAUGCAAUCAGACCCCGGUUGUUCCGCUGUGUUAUUGGCAUCAAGAUAAUAGCUGGAUAUAUUUUAAGCUCAACAUUCUGUCUGUGAACAAUUAUCAACUAGAUCAUACAAUCGAUUCGAUAUCGAUUACCGUUGAUACAAAUACUGUAACCUAUCGUCUUACAAUCGAGUUAUAUGCUUUUAUAAAGGAGGAUUUAUUCACUUGCAACAUAAGUUUCGACGGAAUUUGUAUAAAAGCACGAAAGUUAAUUGAAACACAUUACAAGUGGCCUCGCCUAACAAAAUGUCAGGAAAAACAUAAAUACCUUACUUACGACACCGAACAUGUGUCUGAACGUUUGAAUCGAAACUUGUGGGUCAAGAAAAUGAGCAACUAUAAAAUGAUGGCUAUUGGUCAGCCGUUAAACGUAUCAGACUCGUAUGCCAGCGAAGAAGAUUCGUCAGACAAUGAAGACUAUACAAUUUUCGAAGACUGACAAAUAUAUAAUAUAUAAGGUUCAAACUAAUAUUUUUCACUUAAGUGCUUCAAGUCAAUAUCGGUUGACUAAUUUUUACUUCUUUGUGUUUUUUUUUAUUAAACAGUUGUAUCUUAAGACUUAAUUUUUAAUCGAAAUUAUAGUUAUUUUUAAAGUAAGUUUUUAUAUACUAUUUUUGUUAUUUUGUUUUAAAAAAAUGGCUUUUUAAAAUCCUAAUUAAACUAUUCGAUUAUGAAAAGUUGAACUAUAAUAAAAA
This is a messenger RNA of Adelges cooleyi (spruce gall adelgid), 2762 nucleotides long. RefSeq names its product putative ATP-dependent RNA helicase TDRD12. NCBI's taxonomy places the organism in Eukaryota, Metazoa, Arthropoda, Insecta, Hemiptera, Adelgidae. Bases 218 to 2506 code for a protein of 762 amino acids. Gene Ontology annotation, biological process: germ-line stem cell division; transposable element silencing. The record is from RefSeq and is a predicted model, not a curated record. The transcript is spliced from 2 exons.